AUGGACUCGGAAAGCGAGUCAGAGGCGCCGAAAAUGCCAUUUUUCAAAAAAUUGGUUUCGAGGGUAGACAUUGAUGUGUCUACUGUUUUCAUGAUGCUCAAAGGAGCAAUUGCCCCCACCCUUGGAUUGGCUGCAUACCAGAGUGAUCGCUUCGCCGCCGAGUAUACCACUCAAGGAUAUCUGAUAUCAAUCAUCGCAAUGCUUUCCCUGCCAAUUCUACCACGAGCAAAAUUUGUCCAAAACAUCACUGUCACUGUAUUGAGUACAUGCUUUGCAGCUGCCAUUUCAUUGUUGCAGAUCCAAUGUGCUGUCGCGGCUCGCCAUUCCUCAGGACACCCAGUUUCAUCCUCUACAGGGUCUUCAGGAAGUCGUGAAGCUCAUGGAUAUAACGCCGCCGCCCAUGCUACAGCAGGAGUUUGGCUGUUCUUUCAUUUAUACCUCUCCAACACCAUCCGGGCGUAUAGGCCACAGCUGCUCCUCAUGACAAUACAGUAUUGCGUUUUCACCCUGAUUGUCUCCACAUACGCACCUACCUUCCCAACCAUGGGAGCUGGAAUGAAUUUUAUCCAGAGAUUAUUAAAGGUGUUUCUGACUGGGCAAGCCCUCGCUACAGGAGUAGCGCUGUUCAUUCUUCCAAUUUCAUCAAGAAUGCUAUCUUCUAAACAGAUGGUUGGAGUACUCAAGCUGCUGGAAAAAUCAUUAUCAAUCCAUUCAGCCUAUCUGCACGGGAUCACCACUCAUCGCGCCCACGACACAGAUACGUUCGAUGAUAACGGAUUUGCAAAAACUACAGCGAACAAUCCCCAGGGAUUGGCGUCAAUUGAGAAAGCAGAGCAGGACGCAAAAAAUCUAAAAUUGUCUCUACAACAAGCAUCCCAGUUGUUUGCGCAACUCAAGAUUGAGAUCAGUUUCGCAAAGAAGGAAAUUGGAUGGGGUAAACUACUACCAGAAGAUUUCACACACAUCUUCACUCAUAUACGACAGAUCUUGCUUCCAGUUGCAGGGCUGUCGACUUUUGUGGAUAUCAUGCAGUCAGUGAAACGUGAAAAGUCGGAAGCUGAAAACCUUAUAAAUGACACGAAUACUAUUGAAGCCAUUCGACGACUUGAAGCAGAAGAAUGGCGAGAAUUGAUUGUAGAAUCUCGUGGCCCUUUUCAGGAAGUCAAAGCAGCCCUUGUUGGUGGUCUAACUCACAUCACAUACGUCCUUGAGUUGGCUCCUCGGCCGAAAGUUACCGUCAAAGACAUCGAAAACGGUGCACAAAAUCCACCAUCUCCAGGGGAUCCUGCCUUUGCCGCUUACCUGAAGGCAAGAGUUGAUGCAUUUCGAGAGCACCGAGAAGGCACCGUACAAAGAUGGUGCGAAAAGAAAGGGAUCGAUGUCCCUGCCAAAUUCUGGGAAGAACCGUCCGCUCAUCUCAGGUUUCAAGAAUCAGUCACCUUUCAAGAAGUCGUUCGCCAGAAGCAAAACCAUCAGCAGUUGUAUCUGGCGCUCUAUCUCGAAUCUCUCCUAAAUUCUGUUGGGAAAGGAAUACUUGACAUGGUUCUUUUUGCAGAUUCAAAGGUUCAAGAUGGAACUAUGGCCAAAAACAGAUUCAUCUUCCCUGGCUGGAGACGAAUUCAUAAGCUGCUCCAGAACUCCUUCAAAAGCAUCGACGCAGGGGAGACUCUUCCACACAGUAACGCGUCAGAGAUCUUUGUACGGGUGGGUGAUGCAUUGUCCGGGUCAAAGGACCCAGAACAUCUUCCUCCGGUCGGAUGGUAUCAGCGGACGACCAACUAUCUCCGGAUCAUCCCUGAAUUCCUAGGAUCAGCAGAGUCUGCAUUUGGGUUCCGAGUGGCAGUGGCAGGCAUGUCUCUUAGUGUUCUCGCAUACCUUCGUCAGACCUCAGAGUUCUUCAAGGAACAACGUGGGUUAUGGGCACUCAUCAUGAUAGCCAUCUCGAUGUCACCGCAUGCUGGAGCAGGCUUGCAAGGCCUACUCGUCAGGAGUCUUGGAACAUUUAUUGCGACAGUGGCGUCGAUUGCAAUUUGGUACAUGGGAGACCAGAAACCUGCAGCCAUUCUUCCUCUUUGCUACAUCUACUUCGCCGUCUGCCUCUAUUUUGUUUUCAGGCGACCAAAACACUUGAUCACGGCAGUCAUCUCUAUCGUGACUGUAAUCCUCAUCAUCGGCUAUGAGUUGCAAGACAAGAAGCUGGGGACCCAUCUGCUCGAAACCAAUGGGCAGAAAUACUACCACAUCUAUCUACUCGCACCAUAUCGACUCGUGACAGUCCUUGCAGGUCUCGCUGUAGCAUUCAUUUGGACAUACUUCCCGUACCCAAUCACAACGCACUCUACACUUCGAAAGGAUCUGGGUGAUACCCUCUUCCUUAUGGCGAGGUAUUACUCUAGCACCCACGCUACAGUCGAACACAAACUUCGACAUGGCGCCUAUAACUCUCUGCAAGACAAAUCCAGCCCGAUCCGCAAACUCGAUAGCGAGCGAACGAAGCUUUUCGGGAAAAUGCUUGUCAUGAUGAACCGCCUACGCGAACACUCCAUGUUCACACGCUACGAACCAACCUUUGGUGGCCGAUUCCCGCGCGAAACCUACGACGAACUAAUCAUUCAUCUGCAGAGCCUGUUCAACUACAUGGUACUGAUCAACUACUCGUCGCAAGCAUUCUCUCCCGACCUAUCUACAAACAACGGCUCGACAGAAGAAUCUCAAUGGGUACGCGACUUCCGGGCGGUGACAGCGUCCUCACGCAUCACGUCCCACGAACUCACGUCGACGCUGGUCCUCGUGUCCGCGAGCGUCUCGAAUGCGCAGCCCUUACCACCGCACAUCCGGGUCCCUCGCCCCGUCGACCUCGCGGACCAGCUCGGCGCCAUCGACCCCGGCAUUCUGAGUGUCAAACAUAUCCGAGAGCCGUGCUAUGCCGCGUUCGCGGUACUCGAGGUCGCGAGUAUUCUCAUCAUGCUCGAGAUGCAGCAGGUACUGCGCAAGGUUAAGGAGUUGGUUGGGGAGGUGGAUUUCUCAGUUCAUUUCCUUUGUGAUGAGUUGACAACGCAUGGUUCGGAUACGAGUCGGUCAAGUCUUUUGGACAUCAACUUGAAGGCGACAAGCAGUGAAGGGGGAGCACUAGGAGCGAGUGACGAGAAGGGAAAGGCUGAUUGA
Messenger RNA from Exophiala bonariae, 3165 nucleotides. RefSeq lists its product as uncharacterized. Lineage: Eukaryota; Fungi; Ascomycota; Eurotiomycetes; Chaetothyriales; Herpotrichiellaceae. The record is from RefSeq and is a predicted model, not a curated record. Bases 1 to 3165 code for a protein of 1054 amino acids. The transcript has 3 exons.